AUAGGACAACUCCAUCAAAAUUCGUCAGUAAAAACAUUCCGGCAGCAAGCAACACGUUGUGUGCUCAUGAAAACAAUUAAUUAACAGCAUUUAGUGCGCGCAGACAGAAAACGCAGCGGACAUACACAAUUGCGUCGCCGCCGGUUUAAACAGUUUUUGUUGGUUGUAAUUUUCGCUGUGCCUUCGCUUACAGUUUGACGCUGAUUUUCGAUAGCUAAAUUUCCAUACGAGACACCAUUUUUCCAUUUCGCCUUGCCUCGCCCCAGACGCUUAUCUGCUGCUGCUGUCACUCAACAUAAUAUCGAUCUGGCCAGUCAGUAAACUGUAUGAUAAAGAUAGCUGUGCUGCUCUUUUGACGAGUGUUGGCAAAAAUUACGCGUUUCACAACACCUAGACUCUUAAAACACUAAACUCGUCUCUGUCACACACGCGCACUUUGAAACGUCAAUCGUUUUGUCCGCUGUUAGUCAUCGUGUCGGUCUCACUCACAUCCGCUCGGCGCUUUGAACACCAAAAAAUAUCGCAGCCGUAGUUGUCGUCGGGGCGCCGUUCUACUCGCAGUGCUGCAAUAUUUCUAGACUGUAACCUCGGAGAAAAGCUGAGCAGAAAAUAGCCAGAACACAGUGAAAAUAUAAAGCCUACCGCAGCUUUUGUGUUUCGUUUGGUUUUUCUAUAGCAUUUUUCAAUAAUUUACAAUCAAUUUCUCGUUUCGUGUAAAUCGACAAAGAACAAAAAGUAAUCGAAAAGCAAAAAAGAAACGUACCACAAUACACACUCACCAACACAAACACCACACACACAAGAAAAUCAAAUUUCAAUCAGAAAAUGGCGUUAAAAAGAAUCAAUAAGGAACUGCAAGAUCUGGGCAGAGAUCCACCUGCACAAUGUUCAGCUGGACCAGUUGGAGAUGAUUUAUUUCACUGGCAAGCUACAAUAAUGGGCCCGCCGGACAGCCCUUACCAAGGAGGUGUAUUUUUCUUAACUAUACAUUUUCCAACAGACUAUCCUUUUAAGCCACCGAAAGUGGCCUUUACAACACGCAUAUACCAUCCAAACAUUAACAGCAAUGGAUCUAUUUGCCUCGAUAUAUUAAGAUCUCAGUGGUCGCCAGCAUUAACUAUUUCAAAAGUCUUAUUAUCAAUUUGCUCUCUACUCUGUGAUCCCAAUCCAGAUGAUCCGCUUGUUCCAGAGAUUGCCAGAAUAUAUAAAACCGAUCGGGAAAAAUACAAUGAGCUGGCACGGGAGUGGACUAGAAAGUAUGCUAUGUGAUGCGUUCCAGAUUGCAGCAACAACAGUCCAACAAUAACAACAACAACAACAACAACAUCAGCAACAUCAGCAACAACAAUAACAAAAUUAGCAACAGCAAAUAAAACAUCAACAACAGCAACAACAGCAAACACAACAAGAACAGCAAAAACAACAGCAACAAAGAUAACAUUUAACAAUAGUUACAACAGCUGCACACUCCCCGGCAACAGCUUCAGCUCCAAUAAGAACGCCAACAACAAUAUCAAAAGGAGCUGCGGCUGCAACAGCAACAACAACAGCAACAGCAACAAGAACAGUAACAACAGCAACAACAGCAGCAGCAGCAGCAGCAGCAACGAGUGGAACGGAGGCAAAGUAGCAACAACAACAACAGCAACAGCAACAACAAAUGCAACAGUAACAAUAACAGUUACUGCAAACAGCAACUGUCAAAUUGCCAUCAAGUUGAUUUGACCGAGAAAACCGCAGUAGCAGCAGCAGCAGCAGCAGCGCAGCAGCAGCAUGAUGAGAAAAUAAUUUAAUAAUAAUUACUGAAAACAAAAAGAAUUAUGUAAGCAUAAACAUUUAAAGCGAGAAAGCUACCAACAACACAGCAUCCCACACAUAAUAAGUUUAAAAACAAAACUACAAAUAAAGAUCAGCUGGAAAAUUAUUAUUAUUAUUAUAUUAUAUUUAAAGAACCGGAAAAAUAAAAAUUACAAAAAUUCAA
Drosophila montana is the source of this 1981-nucleotide messenger RNA. It is a transcript of the gene eff, whose product is annotated as ubiquitin-conjugating enzyme E2 eff. The coding region runs from base 826 to 1269 and encodes 147 amino acids. Gene Ontology annotation, molecular function: ubiquitin conjugating enzyme activity. The record is from RefSeq and is a predicted model, not a curated record. Gene Ontology annotation, biological process: protein polyubiquitination. Lineage: Eukaryota; Metazoa; Arthropoda; Insecta; Diptera; Drosophilidae. The transcript has 6 exons. Gene Ontology annotation, cellular component: nucleus.